AUGGGUCUACCAGAUGAUGCAUCAUGUAAAUUCACACCUUUCCAUAAUUACUCUACUUUAGGUGAACCAUCCUAUGAAAUGCUGGAGAAUCACCCUGACUGGAAGCCAUCUUUGUUGUUGGGCCAUGACGAUGUUCAGAUGACUGAUGAGGCAAGGUUUCAGCGGAGCCUGAAGCGUAAGGUGGUGGCUGAGGAUCUGUAUGCUGAGCCACUGCAGGUGCAACCAAAGAACCUGGAUGCUGAGCUGCCGCAUCCAGAGGAGCUGGAUGCUGAGCCGCCCCAGGUGCAACCAGAGGACAUGGAUGCUGAGCCGCUGCAAGAGCUUCCAGAGGACCUGGAUGCUGAGCAGCCAGUCAUGACCAGUGCAGAAUGUGAAUUCUGCACUUCGAAGCAAGCCCUGAUCGUCAGUCUGUUGGAGGAGAACAGACAGCUGAAGGAGGAGCUUGAGGAAUACAGGAUGGAUGAAAGGUUUCUGAGGGGUGAUGAUGAGAAAGUGAAGUACUACACUGGACUUCCUAACUUUGCAAUUUUUCAGGCAAUGUUGCUCAACAUCCUACCAUAUAUCCAUCAAGGAAAGAGAAAGCUUACAGCAUUCCAGUGCGACCUGUUGACCCUGAUGCAUCUCAGGUUAGACCUGCCUUUUCAACACCUCAGUCACCUGUUUCAAGUUCACAGAACAACAGUCGGUGUUGCUUUUCAACAGACUAUUGAAGUGUUGUAUCCCCGCCUGUCUCCAAUUGUGCACUGGCCAAGCAGAGACUGUUUGAUGGUUAGUAUGCCCCACCAGUUCAUCGAAUCAUUUGGAAAGCAUGUUGCUGCAAUUGUGGAUUGUUUCGAAAUUUUCAUUGAAAAACCGUCUAAUCUUCAUGCAAGAGCCCAGACUUUCUCCCAGUACAAACACCACCACACUAUGAAAUACCUUAUUGUCAUCACACCACAGGGUUUCAUUUAAUUUGUCUCAAAGGGAUGGGGUGGGCGAACUAGUGACAAACAUCUGACUGAGAAUUGUGGUUUCCUAGAUAAACUGUUACCAGGUGUCAUUGUGUUAGCAGAUCGAGGGUUUAACAUCAGGGAAAGUGUGGGAAUGAUGUGUGCUGAGGUGAAGAUACCUGCUUUCACAAGGGGUCGUGCACAGCUUGAUGGGGGGAGUGAGGAAGAAAACAAGAUGAGAAGGUAA
This is a messenger RNA of Alosa alosa (allis shad), 1176 nucleotides long. RefSeq lists its product as uncharacterized. Lineage: Eukaryota; Metazoa; Chordata; Actinopteri; Clupeiformes; Clupeidae. The transcript has a single exon. The record is from RefSeq and is a predicted model, not a curated record.